This is a messenger RNA of Artibeus jamaicensis (Jamaican fruit-eating bat), 2769 nucleotides long. RefSeq names its product mitotic spindle positioning (gene MISP). The record is from RefSeq and is a predicted model, not a curated record. The transcript has 5 exons. NCBI's taxonomy places the organism in Eukaryota, Metazoa, Chordata, Mammalia, Chiroptera, Phyllostomidae. The coding region runs from base 130 to 2058 and encodes 642 amino acids.
CAACCAGUGCGGUGGUGGAGACAUCAGUGGAGGCCACACCUGCACCUGAGCAAAUUCAGGCAGCACCUGGUCAGGGAGCUGAGAGCAUCUCCACGCUUGGAACCUCUGCUGGGCCAAAACCCCCAGAACAUGGACCGAGUGACCAGAUACCCCAUCUUCAGCAUCCCUCACUCACCAGGCAAGGCCGGCCUGGCCCUCAGUGGGAACACCGGCCACACAUUCCAGCUGGUGGAUGUGGAGCCCUCGGGCAGCAGCUGGGGCCAGGACAAGCCUAUAGUGCACACAGCUAAUCACAAGCCCCAGCCAGAUGUGCUGAGGACAGGGGCACCUUGCAGCCUGUGUGGCUUCCCCAGCCAGCAGUACCUGCAGCCGGAGGAUGAUGAGGAUGAGGUGAAGGCCUGCCACCUGGACACAAGAGGUGCCCUGCCCAGGCAGCCCCUGGACCUGGAGCAGGAGCGCUGGGCAGUCAUUCAGGGCCAAGCAGUGAGGAAAAGUGGCACAGUGGCCACACUUCACGGCACCCCUGACCACGGGGGCCCUGGGACCCCUAGACAGUCUCAGUUCACGGCCCUGGAGGACAAUGUGAUUGACAGGGAGCAGAUCAACUUCCUGGCAGCAAGGCAGCAGUUCCUGAGCCUGGAGCAGGCAAAUGCGGGGGUCCCUCAGAGUCCUCAAGCCAGGGUGGGCCCAACAUGCACCCCACCCAGGGUCAGCCAGACUCCCAAGAGCUUAAACCAGCCGCCCCUCUCCAAUGGGUAUGUUGUCUCAGUGAAGCGCCAGGUGAAGGUGGUCAUACAAGAGAAGAGGGCCCAUGGUUUGUCCACUGGGUCUGGUGUCCAAGCUACAGACAGCCCUGGCUUCCAGUCCCAAGCAGAAUCACUGGAGGCUCCCAAGGAGACACCCAUUGAGCGGGAGAUCCGGCUGGCCCAGGAGCGUGAGGAAGCUCUGCGUGAGGAGAGGGGGCUGCGGCGGGCGGUGAGCCACCAGGAGCUGGUGGAGAUACCCACCCGGCCUCUGCUUACCCAGGUGAGCCUGACCACGGCCCCGCGGCGGGAGAGGGGGCGCCCAUCACUCUAUGUGCUGCGUGAUAUGGUACAGGAGACACAGCGUGAAGAGGACUACCGGAGGGAGGGCCUGCAGACGGGCUGGGUGUCCGUGCCCACCGGGAUCUCCGAGGAUGCCCAGCCUGCACUUCGGAGAGCAGUUAGCUCAGACUCUGUUCUCAGCCAGGCCACAGACGCCAGCGCGGCCAACCCUGCUCCAGAGCUGAGGAGGGUGAACCGCAUUCCACCUGACGCCUACCAGCCUUACUUGAGCUCUGGGCCCCCCCAGCAGAAUUUCUCAGCUUUCCAUGCUUAUGGCAAGCCUAGUGGUCUCUCUGCAGAUGCAGCCAAGGUGGUGGCCUCACCAAAGGCCACAGGGUCUCAGAGGCAUCUCUUGGAAUCCUCUGGAAAACCCUCAGGCACAAAGCAGGAGUUCUGGAAGCCCCCCAGGGGACCCUCAUCAGCCAAUGGGGGUGUCGUGCGAUGGGAGUACUUUCGCCUGCGUCCCCUGAGGUUCAGCAUUCCGGAUGUUUCCCAGAAGGCUGAGGUCCCCAGAACCUGGGGCUGGGAAGUGGCUGGGGCCCCGGCGUUGAGGCUGCAAAGGUCCCGGUCCUCUGAGCUGCUGAAGAAGGAGGUGGAGAACGUCCUGAAGCAUGAGCAAGAAGUGGAGGAGGAGCGACGCAAUGCUCUCUUCCCAGAGGUCUUCGAGCAGCCAGGCUGUGACAGGGACUCCUGGAGCUCCUCCCAGACAUCAGGCAUCCAGGGCAGCUACUCCGUGUCUGAGUCGCACUUCUUCACCCCCGCCCACCUGCACUCGGGCCUGGUGUGGAAGGCAGAGGCCCCUGCCGAGGCUGCUCCUGGGCAGAGGAAGAAGGAGGAGCAGUGGUAUGCUGGCAUCAAGCCCUUGGACCACGUCAACUCGGAGGUCCUAGAAGCCACACGGGUGAUGCGCCACAAGAACGCCAAGGCUGAACUCUGGGAAGCCGGUAUCUACGCCAGUGAGGAUGAGGACUGAGCCUGGAGACAGGGGAUACCCUGACCCUGUGGGAACUGCCAAGACCAUCACCGAGCCACCCCCCCCCUCUAGGAAACAGGUCCCCAUUUAAAUCCACAAUCCGAGAACCACAAACAACAUGCUGACAACCCUGAGGGUGGCUGUGCCUUCGGACUUGAAGGCUUUCUGCUUUUAUUUUUCUAGAGAAAUUGUUCUGCUUUUUCUGGGUCUAAAGCUGGGGCUAAAACGGGACCUCUAUGAAUUCUUUCUGUUUCUAGGACUUUGUCAAAUACUCUUCUGCCCAAGGAGGAAGGAGACUAGCUCCCCCUCCCCCACUCCGGUUGCCGUUCCCACUAGUCUGAGGGUAGAGAGGCUGGUUGAGGAAGGCAUGGGUCCUGGCACCUUGAGAGGCCGCAGGUCUGAGGAAGAGACACUGGCCCCGCCCCAAGGCCCUGUCUGCGAAGGGGGACAUGCCCGCCCCAGCCCUGGGAAACCUUCCAGUCUGAGGAAGGAAACCUGAGCGCCCCAUCUGAAGGCCUUUGGGCGGCCAAGGAGUCUCCUCCAUGGUGCACCAGCAAAGCCCUGCCUGGCGUGAUGGGGUCCCGUGGGGACAGCAUCUGACCUGGCGGAGAAAAGGGCUUGAUUUGUGAGCUGAAGGGGGUCCUUCUCCUGCCCCCUCAACCUGCUUGUUCACAUCCACCAUGAAAUAAACCCUCCCCCCCUCCUGGUUCA